Messenger RNA from Lagopus leucura (white-tailed ptarmigan), 2935 nucleotides. RefSeq names its product golgi membrane protein 2 (gene GOLM2). The record is from RefSeq and is a predicted model, not a curated record. Lineage: Eukaryota; Metazoa; Chordata; Aves; Galliformes; Phasianidae. Bases 16 to 1332 code for a protein of 438 amino acids. The transcript has 10 exons.
CCGGCGGCCUCCCCCAUGGUGGGCUUCGGGGCCAACCGCAGGGGCGGCCGCCUGCCCUCCUUCCUGCUGGCCGCCCUGCUGCUCGUCAUCGCCGUCCUCGCCUUCAACUGCUGGAACGCGGCGUCCCGCCAGGCCGUGCUGCGGGAGGAGCUGGCCGAGCUGCAGAGCCAGGCCAAGCGCACCGAGGUGGCCCGAGGGCGGCUGGAGAAGCGCAACUCCGACCUGCUGGGCCGGGUGGAUUCGCACCGUAAGCAGCUGGAGCAGAAGGAGGCGGAUUACAGCCAGCUGAGCAGCCGGCUGCAGGCCAGGGACGGGCAGGUGAAGCGCUGCGAGGACAGCAGGGUGAAGCUGCAGAACAACAUAUCGUACCAGAUGGCAGACAUACAUCGUUUGAAGGAACAACUGGCAGAAUUACGUCAGGAAUUCAUCCGCCAGGAAGAUCAGCUGCACGAGUACAAGAAGAACAACACUUACCUGAUGAGGAGGCUGGAGUACGACAGUCUGCAGUGUGGGCAGCAGAUCAAGGAAAUGAGAAUGCAACAUGAAGAAAACAUGAAGAAAUUAAUGGACCAGAUUGUUCAGGAACAAAAGGCAACGCAGAGAAUUCAGUCCAUCAAAGAUGCUGAGAUAAAUCCCAAUGGUGAUGACCAGGCAAUGUCUAAGAUUGUUCCAGAGGUGGAAGUUAAAAAUGCAGAAAAUAACGAGCUGCCUUCAGAUCGUGGUGUAAAUGGCAAAGAGAAAGUCAAACCAGGAGGAGAUGCAGGCAUGCCUGAAAUAGAAGACAAUGACCCUGCUAAAGCUGAAGAUACUCCCACUGCUAUAAAGAAGCCCCUUAUUUCAGCUCCCAGAAGCGAUAAUCAUCAGUCUGUGCUACACCCUCCAACUGAACAGCCCCACGCUCCAAAUCUGGCACCAGGUCUGCGUAGUGACAAUGAUGGAAAUGCUGAUAUUGCGAAAGAGAGACCUCCAAACUCUCUUCAGCACUUAAAUUUUGGUGAAAAUAUGGAAAGUCAGAAUGAAAACAAAAUUGAAGCAGACCAUAUAGACCUUCAGAAAAGCAGAGCUGUCGACUUGCAAAAGAUGAAGCAAAGCCGAUUCUUUGAUGAGAAUGAAUCCCCUGUUGAUCCGCAGCAGGGUUCUAAACUGGCAGAUUAUAAUGGGGAUGAUGGUAACGUGGGUGAGUACGAGGCAGACAAACAGGCUGAGCUGGCUUACAAUGAGGAAGAGGAUGGUGAUGGUGGAGAAGAAGACGUCCAAGAUGAUGAAGAAAGAGACCUACAGAACGACCUCGUCGAUUACAGCAAGCCGCGCUUUGGUGACGGUGUUCUUUAAGGCUUGAGUUAAUUGGGAAAUGCAGAUGAGAUCUCAACUGAAGAACUUGAAGUGCUGCAAAACUGAACCAUUUUUACUUUGCCGUUUCAUACUUUAAAACAAACUGAUAAUUAAAGAUAAGUAUACUCAAAGUUAGGGAAGCAACAGAAGGAAACAGUUCUGUACAUAUGUACAUAGUUGUACUAUUGCAAAUUGUAUUAAAAUGACAUUUUUGUUGUUACAUUGAGCCAAUUACUUAGACUGUACCUUAUCUGUAAGAAUCUUGACAUUUAAAACAAUAUUAUAAAUAGGGGCCGAGUUGUUUCUGCAAAUUAGAAACCUUUGUAAACUGGAGAACUUGUACAGUUUGUAUCUCAUGUACCAAAUACACUGUGGAAACAAUGUACAGCCAGAGGACUCCUUUUCUACAGUAAUUCCUGUAUGAGCAAAAAUACUCUGCUUUUUUCAUGAGUGCUGUGUGUUUUGUGUUUUGCAGGUGAGCUAUUGUUUGAGAAUGAAAACUGAAUGCUUAAAAAUUGCUCCUUCUUUGAUGUAAGUGAGGAAGGACAGUGGCACAGGCCUCAGAAGCAAGCACCAUUUUGAUUCUCACGUACAGUGACCAAAACUCAUAGCUAGAGCUGCAGAUCAGUGGCAGCAGAGUUACAGUCAUUUGAUACAUCCUGAGAAAGUUGUGUAACUAAUAGCUUAUCUUAAAAGCUGAUAUAAAGAAUUCAACACAGCUUGUAGGGGAUCUUUGUGCACGUGUUAAAGGAGAGAGAGCAGGUAGUGUGGGGAUGGGGGAGGGAAGAAAUCUGCAUCAGCAUUGCAGGAACCUGAAGGGAAGGCACAACCCCUACCCUCCCUAAAUACCUUGUAUGCAGAGUUUAACUGUUCCAAGAGACUCCAUCCUGUGUUGCAGUCACUCAAGUUCAUUUACAAUGUAAUACUUUGGUACAGAUCUCUCCAACCAUCUGCCACUUCCACCUUUGCUUUUGUGUCUCCGACCAGUUUGUAAGUUAGAUACUUUUUGUAUUAUGUGUUGAGCACUUUUCUGUAUUUUAUGGAGAUGAUUCCGUUGAUCUACAGUAGUGGAAAAUGAGGUUAUUAACCCAACCUGCUUCUCCAAAAGGGCUACUGUGAAAAGAAAUUACAGGACCUCUGACAUGGGUGAUUGUACUCUCUGUAUUCAGGUUCCAGUCUGAAAUAACAGUCUUGCUUGAUGCCCAUUCAGUGGACCUUUUACAUUUCAGAAGUUGCAUGAUUUUUGUUUUGCUACAUUAUUCUGCUAAUGAGUCUUAAAACAUAUGAGAAAUAAAACAUCACAUUCUGGUGAUGCCUUGCAGUGGUUGGGUUUUUUUCCUCUGGUGGUGGUGUUUGAGGCCUGACUUCUUCAUUACGUGUCUGAGAGGCAGGGGGGGAGCAGCCCUCAAAGCAAAGCGCUGGGCCUGCUCUGCCUUGGAUCCAUACUAACAUCACACAGGAAGAAAAACCUGUACCAGGAUUAUAAGAAUAGCAGUCACAGUAAAUGCCAUAUUUAAGCAUUGCAUUUUUUUGGUCUUAAAAUGUAAUUUCACCCUGAAUUAGGUGUUCUAAUAUAUUGGGUUCUAAUAAAUUGUUUAAAGUU